AUGGCCGAAUUACUUCUUCUCGUCGCCGUGGCGUGGGUGCUGCUUUUGGCCGGCCAUGGAACCAACGCUGCCCGGGUGAAAGUCCCAGGCUCCAAGGUCGGACCGAUCAUGGUAUCUCCUAGAUUGCUGGAUCAAGUUUCACCAUUGGAUGAUGCCGGGUCUGGCUCGGUGACACAAUACCUUGCGAAGCAGGUGACACGCCCAGGAGCGACGAAGGAGGGAUACUACGGGUUCAUCGCCACGAUGGACGUCUACGGCUUCAACCUCAGCAGUAAUCAGCUCAGCACGGGUGCGAUCCUCCUCUAUGACCAAGGAGACGGCGCGACGGCCAGCCUCAACGUGCUCCACGUUGGCUGGGAGGUUGCGCCAGGGUGGUACGGCGAUUCGCUCACCCAUUUGGGAGUUGGGUGGACGACGGACGGGUACCAGAAAACUGGCUGCCCCAAUCCCAGUUGCACAAGAGAUUUCAUACCGGAGCAGGGCGCACCCAUAGCUGCUGGGGGAGUCAUUGAGACCGUCUCCCAGCUAAAUGGACCAAAACAAUAUAUCACGAUUAAAAUCAUCAAGGAUGGCAUAAUGGGAGACUGGAUGGUAUAUUAUGGGCUAAACCAGGACAAACUUGCACUGAUUGGACGUUUCCCUAAGACGCUAUUUACCGGAGGGCUGGCAAAUCGAGCGGCAGAUAUCCAGGUCGGGGGCCACGUGUUGACCUCCAUGAAUAACCUGGCUCCGAUGGGCAGUGGCUAUCUCCCCAUAUUUAAUGCGAUGUCAUCUGCGUCCAUGAGCAAUGUCCAGUUUAUCGACCAGAACGGGCAUGCCUUGCCGAUGAAUCAAAUCUCACUCACGUACAUCACCGACUCGAAUAUCUACGCCGUUGGUCCCAUUGUGAAUGGGCAAUUUUUCUAUGGGGGACCAUUUCAGUUGUCCACUUGA
This is a messenger RNA of Triticum turgidum subsp. durum (durum wheat), 933 nucleotides long. Lineage: Eukaryota; Viridiplantae; Streptophyta; Magnoliopsida; Poales; Poaceae. The record is from the annotation of a GenBank genome assembly.